AUGGCACUGGCGGUGGAGAACAGCACACAUGACCCACCAAACGGCACCGGCGGCGCACCGGCGGAGGAGAACAGCACCGGCGGCGCACCAGCAGAGGAGAACAGCACCGGCGGCACACUGGUGGAGGAGAACGGCAAUGGCGGUGCACCGGCGGAGGAGAACAGCACCGGCGGCGCACUGGUGGAGGAGAACGGCACCGGCGGCGCACCAGCGGAGAACGGCACCGGCGGCGCACUGGCGGAGGAGAACAGCACUGGCGCCACACUGGCAGAGGAGAACGGCACCGGCGGCGUACCGGCAGAGGAGAAUGGCACCAGCGGCGCACUGGCAGAGGAGAACAGCACCAGCGGCGUACUGGCAGAGGAGAAUGGCACCAGCGGCGCACCAGUGGAGGAGAAUGGCACUGGUGGCACACUGGCGGAGGAGAACAGCACCGGCGGCACACUGGCGGAGGAGAACAGCACCGGCAGCGCACCGGCAGAGGAGAACAGCACCGGCGGCGCACCGGCGGAGGAGAACAGCACCAGCAGCGCACCAGCAGAGGACAGUCCACAGGCUGGCCUGGUCUGGGGGCUUGUUAUGUGCACGGGCGAAGACUGGUAG
Messenger RNA from Acanthamoeba castellanii str. Neff, 603 nucleotides. RefSeq lists its product as hypothetical. Lineage: Eukaryota; Discosea; Longamoebia; Acanthamoebidae. The transcript has 2 exons. Bases 1 to 603 code for a protein of 200 amino acids. The record is from RefSeq and is a predicted model, not a curated record.